Messenger RNA from Salvelinus fontinalis (brook trout), 3588 nucleotides. Its product is annotated as tetraspanin-15-like. Gene Ontology annotation, cellular component: membrane. The transcript has 8 exons. The record is from RefSeq and is a predicted model, not a curated record. The coding region runs from base 238 to 1137 and encodes 299 amino acids. Lineage: Eukaryota; Metazoa; Chordata; Actinopteri; Salmoniformes; Salmonidae.
CUUUCAGGGAAACGCAAAAAUAGAAACUUGUGAAGUAAACCGACUAAAUUACCCAACUAAAACAGAAGCCACGGUGGCAGAAGUGCUCCCAUUCAUUCCUCGCAGUGUCCUAAUUGGGGCUUCUGUCUAUCAGUCAAAAAAAUAUUUACUGCUGGCAGGUGGUGCUUUAACAGAGUUCCAGGUGUGUGGGACGAGAAACAGGAAGUUCAUCAUUCGGAAUCGAAAGAGGGAUCAAACAUGUCCAAUGAUGUCAGAUAUUGUGAGAAGUUCUCCUACGUCUUCCUAAAGUUCGCCCUCAUUGUAUAUUCCACUAUCUUCUGGCUGGUUGGGGGGUUCAUCCUAGCCAUCGGCAUCUAUGCGGAGGUGGAGCGGCAGCGCUACAAAACCCUGCAGGGGGUGUUCCUGGCCCCCGCCAUCAUCCUCAUCGUCCUGGGGGUGGUGAUGUUCAUCGUCUCCUUCAUCGGUGUGUUAGCCUCCCUCAGGGACAACCUGCUGCUCCUCAAAGUGUUUCUCUACACCUUGACAGUCUGUCUUAUUCUGGAGCUCCUCGGUGGCAUCCUGGCUCUGGUUUUCAGGCAUCAGACAGUGGAUCUCUUAAACAAAAACAUUCGCAAAGGAAUGGUGAAUUACUACGAUGAUCUGGAUUUCAAGAACAUCAUGGACUUUGUUCAGAGAAAGUUCAAAUGUUGUGGAGGGCAGGAGUACAAAGACUGGGAAGUGAACAUGUACCAUAACUGUACAGCUCCUGGACCGCUGGCUUGUGGAGUGCCUUACACCUGCUGCCUCGAAAACAAGCCUAAUGAAGUUGCCAACACACUAUGUGGAUUUAAGGUCCUUCAAAAUGAGAGGCUGACCUUGCAGGACGUCAUCUACAUCAGAGGUUGUACUGAUGCUGUCUUCAUCUGGCUCAUGGAUAACUAUAAGAUAAUGGCUGGCUUGCUGCUUGGCAUCUUAUUCCCCCAGUUCUUGGGCGUGAUCAUUAGCUGGCUCUACAUCACACGAGUAGAGGAUGCCAUUGCUGAGUAUGGUAACUACCAGGAUGGACUGCUGGACGCAGGAGACAGUGAUGGCUUCAGGGAACCCAAGAAGCAGAGCAGAAUGGUCAAAUGUUGCAGGUGCAUGCCAGAGAUCGACUGAGCGUGCCUCAUGUUAUCUAAUUAGCCUAAAACACUGCUGUGCCUGCCUCAGCCUUCCAACACACUGCUCCAGUUUUACAACCACUGUUCAGAGAUCUUUUAGUGUGUGUUUUUGGUUCUAUUCAGGGAUUGUUUUUUUUCAGGGGUUCAUUUAUUAAGGUUUUAUUAGGAUGGAAGGGUAUACAUACCAGUGUGUGCCUGUAAAAAAAAAUACAUCGCUUUUUAUUAUUCUUUUUUUUUUUCCUCCUCCUGAAGUGUCGAUUUUUUUAUAUAUAGAUUUACAGCAAAAACAUUUUACAUUUUCUGUCACACUAAAUACAAAUAUGUAGCUCACUAGCCAGCCCCUCAUAGGAAUUCCAGUAUUUCAAUCAUUAUUACCUCAGACUCCUGUAUUGAUGCCAAUCAAUUAAAUGGGACAUUUUUAGCUGUUCAAAGAGAUGUUUUCUAUGGUGAAUUUUAUGGAGGGUACCUACCUUGAUUUUCAUAAUCAUUGGAGAUGUCAUGGGCUCAACACAUUAAAGGAUUAGUUCGGGAUUUUGGCAAUGAGAUUAACUCGUGGAUACCAUUUGUAUGUACCUGCGUGCAGUUUUAAGGAAGUUAUUCACUAGCAUUAGCACAAUUGUUAUCUAGCGUUAGCGCAAUGACUGGAUGCUAGCUGUUCGCGUAAACUUCCAGUCAUUGCGCUAACGUUAAUUAGCCUUGGCUCGCGAAACUACUUUUUAACGUCCUUUUAUACUGGACUUCCACAAGUUCAUCUGACUCUGGGGAAGUAAAUAAAGGGCCUCUGCUAAAAUCACGAACUAUCCCUUUAAUGGUUUAGGUGAGUAAAAAUCUAAUUAACUUACAGUAAGUUUAUGGUCAGUCACACAAUGUGGCUUCAUUUGAGUUUGGAAUACCAACGUUGUUAAUGAUGUACAGCAUACACAUGGUCUGUUGCCCACAUUUUAUUACGAUUUUGUACUGUUAAAUGGUUUGGAAGCUACGUUUUAUGGCUUUGCUCAGUCAGUGACAUUUACCUGUUGUGGGAUCUGCUAGUGAGCCUCUUAAGCUCUUCGCAGAGCAGCAUCAUGUCCCUGGUCUUCCUGCCAAUGAUUGUAUACAGUAUGAGUCAAAAGUUUGGACACACCUACUCAUUCCAGGGUUUUUCUUAAUUUUUUAUUAUUUUCUACAUCAUAGAAUAAUAGUGAAGACAUCAGCUAUGAAUAAUAAUAAUAUAUGGAAUCAUGUAGUAACCAAAAAAGUUUUAAACAAAUCAAAAUAGGUUUUAUAUUUGAGAUUCUUCAAAGUACCUUUGCCUUGAUGACAGCUCUGCACACGCUUGGCAUUCUCCCAACCAGCCUCAUGAGGUAGUCACCUGGAAUGCAUUUUAAUUAACAGGUGUUCCUUGUUAAAAGUUAAUUUGUGGACUUUCUUUCCUUCUUAAUGCGUUUGAGCCAAUCAGUUGUGUUGUGACAAGGUACGGGUGGUAUACAGAAGAUAUCCCUAUUUGGUAAAAGACCAAGUCCAUAUUAUGGCAAGAACAGCUCAAAUAAGCAAAGAGAAAUGACAGUCCAUCAUUAAUUUAAGACACGAAGCUCAGUCAAUGCGGAAAAUGUCAAGAACUUUGAACGUUUCUUCAAGUGCAGUCGCAAAAACCAAGCGCUGUGAUGAAACGGGCUCUCAUAAGGACCGCCACAGGAAAAGAAGACCCAGAGUUACCUCUGCUGCAGAGAAUGUUUAUUAGAGUUACCAGCAUCAAAAAUUGCAGCCCAAAUAAAUGCUUCACAGAGUUCAAGUAACAGACACGUCUCAACAUCAACUGUUCAGAGGAGACUGUGAAUCAAGCCUUCACGGUCGAAUUGCUGCAAAGAAACCACUACUAAAGGACACCAAUAAUAAGAAGAGACUUGCUUGGGACAAGAAACAUGAGCAAUGGACAUUAUACCAGUGGAAAUCUGUCCUUUUAGUCUGAUGACUCCAAAUUUGAGUUUUUUUUUAGUUUCAACCACAGUGUCUUUGUGAGACGCAGAUGAGGUGAACAGAUCAUCUCCGCAUGUGUGGUUCCCACCGUGAAGCAUGGAGGAGGAUGUGUGAUGGUGCUUUGCUGGUGACUCAGUGAUUUAUUUAAAAUUCAAGGCACACUUAACGAGCAUGGCUACCACAGCAUUCUGCAGCGAUACACCAUUCCAUCUGGUUUGGGCUUAGUGGAACUAUCAUUUGUUUUUCAACAAGACAAUGACCCAACACACAUCCAGGCUGUGUAAGGGCUAUUUGACCAAGAAGGAGAGUGAUGGAGUGCUGCAUCAGAUGACCUGGCCUCCACAAUCACCCGACCUGAACCCAAUUGAGAUGGUUUGGAAUGAACUGGACCGCAGAGUGAAGGAAAAGCAGCUAACAAGUGCUCAACAUAUGUGGGAACUACUUCACUGUUGGAAAAGCAGUCCUCAUGAAGCGGGUUGAGAGAAUGCCAAAA